GAUGGUCCAGAGUGCCUGUGGGGGGGAAGCUGUGCGGUACAGGGGCUUUGAGAGCUGAUCUGAGCGUAGGCUAGGAGGUUCCCUUCUCUGUGGCCGAGAGGAGCAGAGUUUCUGUUCGAGCCUAACCCAGAGCAGCCGGGGUGGCGGGGUGUCCAGCCAUGGGAUGCUGCAGCGUGACCCAACGGCACUCCGGUACCGACGAAGUGGGGCCCGACGAGAUCGAACUCCUGCAGAUUGACAACACAGGGCUGUGGAGUCUGGGAGAGACGAGGCUGCAGCUGUCUUUGAAGAGCGAGUCCGAGGAGGCGGCCCGCCGGUGCCCGGCAGUACGAGAGCUCACAGAGGAGUCACAGACUCCAGAUCCUGUGCCCACAGAAAUAAAGCACUGCGACCAUCAACAGGCCGUGCUCUGGGGCAGAUCGAGGGACGAGCUGCACCAGCGGAUCUACACGGAGCCCAUCCGGUCGUGGGAGGGGCAAUCAGCCCACGCGUACGGAGAGAUCGUCUGGUCCUCUCGAGUGCGCCUCCGCAGCCCCUUUAUGCAGGAGAGCAGUGAGCGAUACCUUGUACUCUUUUCCUUCCACCUGCUGAUCCUCGCCCUGGAUGACUUAAAGCAGGAAUUCAUAUAUGAGGGUGUCCUUCCCCUCUCAGGAAUGUCGGUGCAAGUAAUAUCACACGAUGGCAGCACCUCCAAUGUGUUUGAGAUCAGCGGGCCCAUGGUGGACUCCAAGGUGGUGGUCUGUGCCAGCCCCGCGGACAUGAGGAAGUGGGUGGAGAGUAUCGAGGAGAGGCGGCACAAGGCAUCCAAGCAGCAGCUGAGCCCCUCCAACAGCGCGCUGUCCUACCUGGUGCCAUGCGAUGAGGGCUGGAAGAGGGAGGAGCUGAAGAGGUACUUGCUGCGGGCUCCCAUCUGGCAGUGGGAGGGCACGCCCAUCCAGCACAUGGGCUCCAUCGGCCACCUGUCCUUCGUCCGCAUCACCUACUCCCAGAGACAGGGAUCCCAGGAGCGUCUGCUGGUGCUGUUCCCCCAGGACCUCCUCUUCCUUUCCGUCGACUCGCAGCGCGCCUAUGUCAAAUAUGAGGGUCGACUGCCCUGUAACAGCAUCAAAGCCCUGGAGAGGUCCGCCCUGCCUGGGAGGCUGGAGUUUGAGCUGACAGGUGACCUCGUGGAUCCUCUGCUGGUGUCAUGUACCUGUCCUGGAGACUAUGAGAACUGGAUUUUCCGCUUACAGCAGCCGGAAAAAACUGAAAGCCCCAUCUCAACCCAGCCUGCUCCGCCCCUCAUGCCCAAGAAAUCACAGAAACGAGGGAAUGCACCCCAGAUCCCCAUGUGAGCAGAGCCCUGCGGGGGGUGGGGGAGGGGGUUACGAAGCUCAGGUUCAACCCAGGAUCACUGUGACUUAUGGAGGUACCUGCUGCCCAAGGACAGCAAGCAGGGGAUUCUGGGUAGCAGGCAGCCCUCUGCGCCACUGACACGCCACCCCUUCAACAUUCAAACCCCUCAGAAAAGGAAUAACUUCAACUGGAAAACUGGUUAACAGCCUAGGCCGUGACUCCGCCUCCCUGAUGUGAAUGGGUUGGUGACAUGGCAUCAGCCACAACGAAACUGCGGUGGCUGCGUGGUGGCGACUGGGCCGAUCAUGUCUUCACCGCCAUCCCCCCACCCGGCGCGUGGGAACAUCUGGACGUCAGGCUCCUCCAAGUGCGAGGCGGAGCCGUCGGGAGGGCCGUGCACGAGAGCUCUGCAGAGCUUCGCCGCCCCCAGCUGCCUUGCAGCCCGUGACCACCGAAGCCAUUUCCUGCCUUUCGCGUCAAAGACAUGUCAUGGUGAUUUAUAACCGCCCGAAGAAGUGACUGCAAAGUGCGCCUACUCUCUCUGCUGCGAAGCCAUGCAAAAAAGAAAAAAAAAAAAAAAACAGACAAGUGAACUGACACGGUGCGGGGAUCAUUUGUGACAUAUGUACACGUCACUUAUCGUGGGCGAGUUCACGACAACAUGUCGGGGGGCACUCUGGCCAGUAGUUGGAAAAGUUAAGAAAAUGUCAUCCUGACCACAAAGUCACAUCUGCUCAGGUUUGCUGGUUUCAAGACUGUGUUUUUUUCUUAGAUACAAGCAUAGAGAAGCAGUGCAAACACACCUGAUUGCAAUUACAAGACAACCUGGGGGUUUCCUUU
Megalops cyprinoides (Indo-Pacific tarpon) is the source of this 2175-nucleotide messenger RNA. Its product is annotated as rho guanine nucleotide exchange factor 6. Bases 159 to 1334 code for a protein of 391 amino acids. The transcript has 12 exons. Lineage: Eukaryota; Metazoa; Chordata; Actinopteri; Elopiformes; Megalopidae. The record is from RefSeq and is a predicted model, not a curated record.